Physcomitrium patens is the source of this 2162-nucleotide messenger RNA. RefSeq names its product non-specific phospholipase C1. Gene Ontology annotation, biological process: phospholipid catabolic process. The record is from RefSeq and is a predicted model, not a curated record. Gene Ontology annotation, molecular function: hydrolase activity, acting on ester bonds. Lineage: Eukaryota; Viridiplantae; Streptophyta; Bryopsida; Funariales; Funariaceae.
UAGGAGUUGACACCUCGAGAUUCCUCGUCUGAAGCCCAUAUUGCACUUGCAUUUCGGUGUUAAAUGAUGAGUUGUGGUGGAGUUUCAGUGGAGAAUGCUGAUGAUUGGCCUUUAUAUUCUGUCGUUACUUAUGUCUUAGACUGUCGUCAUUGGGUACACGAGUUCACUUCUCGUUAUCUAGUUGCAGCAGCAGUCGAGGUGCUCAUAGCUGGUGCUCAAAAUCUCCCUGCAGGUCUCGGCGAUUCGUUUACCCUUGCGCACUGUUUAGGAAGGUCAUAGCCUCACAUUUGGGAACAUGCAGCGACUAUCUGGAGUACGACUUUCUCCAACGCAAUAAGAUGCAACAGCACCUGCCCCGGACCACUUCUCAGCUGGUCUAGGUUGCUUCCCAUCAGGCCUGUCCAGUUCUCCAAGCUGGUGGAGGAGUUGGUAAUGAUUUGAAUUGCAAUGGAUAGAAAGAAAGCGUUCAUUUUAUUGUGUCUGCAGCUCCUGUUAUGGUGGACGACAACGGCGCGAAGCACCCCAUCAGGACCUAUAAAAACGAUCGUGUUACUGGUUAUGGAGAACCGCUCAUUUGAUCAUUUCAUGGGUCUCAUGAAGAAGACGAACCCCUCGAUCGAUGGGCUCACUGGGAUGGAAGAUAACCCCACAAAUCCAGGCGAUCCAGGAGCUGCUAGAAUUAGAGUCUCGGACAUGGCUGAGUUGGUGGACCCUGACCCAGGGCACGAAUUCGAGCAAGUUGCGGAGCAAAUUUACGGAUCCAUGGAAAGGGUGAGUCUAACGACGCCAACCAUGGACGGGUUCGUGGCACAAGCUGAGUCCGUAAUGCCAGGUCUGUCGAAACGGGUGAUGAGUGCUUUCCGACCCGAAGUCGUGCCCGUGACGACCGCAUUGGCCAUGAACUUCGCCAUAUUCGACCGAUGGUUCUCGUCCGUGCCGAGUUCCACACAGCCCAAUAGGUUCUUCGUCCACUCGACUACCUCAAACGGUCUUUUAUCCAAUGAUAAGGGCACUCUUCUGAAGGGGAUGCCGCAGCGGACUAUUUACGAGGAUGUUUACGAAGCGGGCCUAUCCUUUGGCGUGUAUUACCAGCAGAUACCCGCCAUGUUAUUCUUCCGCAACAUGAGAGCUUUGAAGUAUGUGCAAAACUUCAACCCGUAUGAUCGAUUCAAAACCGACGCCAUGUCCGGGCGACUACCCAACCUUGUGGUAAUUGAGCAGCGCUACUACGACGUCGCUGACACACCCGCGAACGACGACCAUCCAACGCACGACAUCUCCCAAGGCCAGAAGCUUAUCAAAGAAGUGUACGAGAUUCUGAGGGCUGGUCCGCAAUGGAAUGAAACGUUGUUUCUGAUCACAUAUGACGAGCAUGGUGGAUUCUACGACCACGUCCCACCACCUGCCGUCGGCGUGCCGAGCCCAGAUGGCGUCAGAGGCCCCGCGCCCCAUUACUUCAACUUCGACAGGCUGGGAGUGCGCGUACCGACGAUUGCCAUUUCCCCGUGGAUCGAGAAAGGCAAAGUGGAACACCGAGCUCAAGGCCCGAUGCCGUCGUCAGAGUAUGAGCAUUCCUCCAUUGCUGCCACUAUCAGGAAACUCUUUAAUCUCCCGCAACCUCCCUUGACAGCACGGGAGGCGUGGGCAGGAAACUUUGCGCACCUCAUCUCUCGCACAACACCUCGCACCGACACCCCAGUGGAGCUGCCAAGUCCGCCAUGGUCACUGAGACACUCUCCUACAGUAGAAUCAAGGCCAUUGUCCGAGUUCCAAGAGGAGCUAGUGGUGCUGGCGAAAUCGUUGAGGCGAAAGUUAGGAGACUGGGCGACAUCCGAGGCAUCAUCGAAGGCUGAGGAGGAGGCAAAUCCGUCGGGGAUGAGCGUCGGAGAGGCCAAUUUCUACGUCCGCGACGCUGUCGGUAGCUUCAUGCGCCGGGCACGCAGCCAACUGACCGCAGGCAGGCAUCCGGACUCCGAAGCUGCCCCUUGAGCCCAUGCCUCUCGGCCUGGUAUUAGGCUUGGGGAGCACUAUUGUAUCAUUCAUGCUUUGUGUCAUGAGAUCUUUCUCUUUAUUAUUAUUUUGUUUUACAAUUUUGCACUUAACUGUAAAGUUAUGAUUAUUCUAAGGUGGGAUUUCGAAGAUUGUCAAUGUUCUUUCUGGAA